AUGGAGCUGUCACAUGGGGGCGGCCCGCUGUUGGAGAGAUCGACAAGAGCGGUGGCGGAUGAGGGGGAGGAAGAGGAGGAAGAGGAGGAGGAGGAGGAGGAGGAGGAGGAGGAGGAGGAGGAGGAGGAGGAGGAGGAGGAGGAGGAGGAGGAGGAGGAGGAGGAGGAGGAGGAGGAGGAGAAGGGAAACGGGUGUGGGGUGGGGGGGUGGGUGGGGGGGUGA
This is a messenger RNA of Closterium sp. Yama58-4, 222 nucleotides long. The record is from the annotation of a GenBank genome assembly. NCBI's taxonomy places the organism in Eukaryota, Viridiplantae, Streptophyta, Zygnematophyceae, Desmidiales, Closteriaceae.